Anoplophora glabripennis (Asian longhorned beetle) is the source of this 1375-nucleotide messenger RNA. RefSeq lists its product as uncharacterized. The transcript has 2 exons. The record is from RefSeq and is a predicted model, not a curated record. Bases 14 to 979 code for a protein of 321 amino acids. Lineage: Eukaryota; Metazoa; Arthropoda; Insecta; Coleoptera; Cerambycidae.
UGAGCUGAGAACCAUGUGCGCGCCGAAUAUAUUCAUAAUAAAAACGCUGCUGUUGUUAUGGGUCGUGUGCGCGGUUUUAUGCGAACACCACAAGAGAGACGUCCACCGCAUCGUAAUCAAACAGAGGAUACCCAGAAGUCACAAGAAGGGUCACAGUAACACGCACGGGCAUGACCACAAACGGGGUCGUCACCAUUCCGGGAGAAGCCACGGUCAUGAUUACAAAAGGCCUAAGAAGCACCACGACAGCCGCGAAAGAGACAGUUCUGAAGAUGCCAGUUACAGCAGGGAGAAUAGUUUCGAGGAAGUUUUCCAAAAGCAGAAGGGCCAUAAAACCUACCACACCGACUCAAAGAAGUCGUACAGUUCUCCAUUAUAUAGUGUAAACCAGGAUCAUCAAGAAACACGACAAAAACGUUACAAAGAACCCAAAUUCAUUUUUCAAAACGAGUGGACUCCUCUAAGCUCGGAACAAAUACUUCUCAGUUCUCUCGAGGCGUACAAGGAAAGACACAAAAAAAAGAGGGAUGGCAGGAAAACCCAUCUCACCUCUUUAAAACCACCUCCAAUAGAUUUCACAACGUCUUACCCACUUCAGUUCGAAUCGUCCUCAGUUUUUCCACAACUGAUUGGGUAUCCAGAUGCUUUUUCUAACUUUGAUCUUAGUAAAAAAACUAUCGAAUCUAAUCAAUCCCCGUUAAUCGGUACGAUUGAACAGCCCAAUGUACAGUUUCCCGAGUUUAAAGACAAUUACAAUAAGUUGAAGAACCACCGAUCAAGUUACGAAGUAACAGAGCUUACUCCUUCGGACACCAAUAUUAACACACUUAUAUCGGUGCCCGAUGACUCUAUUCCACAAGAUUCUAUUGAAGAGGUUACUACAAAGGCCAGUAAGCACCAGAACGAAGAAAUGAAAAGUACUCAAAGACCUGUAAGAGGUAGAGGGCGGAUGACCUUCCGGGGACAAACUAAAUCCUAGACCACAAUUAUAAAUAUUUAAGCAUUUAAGCUCAUAAGAUUAGGUUCUGCAGUCUCUGAUAAGUUAAGUAUUUAUUAUUUUCCUAUUGGCCACUAUUAUGAAAGCCUAAGGUGAUGAUGAACAAAGUUACCUUUUAACAAGUAUACUAAUGGGUUCCAAGAAACCAGUUUGGUUCCAAACUUCAAAUUAUUUUAAAUUUGGACUGGUCUGCUCUUACUUCUCGAGAUAAAAGCUUAGCUUAAAAGGACUCUACAGUAGAUAGGCAACCAGCAAUACAUUUUUAUAGAUUUUAUUACACAGUUUGUCUAAAUUUGAAUUAAUGCACAAAUAACAGACUUUCCCCCAUUUUAACGCAUAUUUUCUAUAAAAUGGACUUGGUCUGAAACUCAGAUUACU